Rodentolepis nana is the source of this 429-nucleotide messenger RNA. Lineage: Eukaryota; Metazoa; Platyhelminthes; Cestoda; Cyclophyllidea; Hymenolepididae. The record is from the annotation of a GenBank genome assembly.
AUGGGUGAUAUGAUAAAAAAUUACGGGUUUGAAACACCUGAGUAUGUUUCGAAGGAGGACUUUGAAAAUUUUAAGAUGUCCUAUCAAGUGAUUCUUGAGAGGCGAUAUGCGCUUAAACGCUUCUGCCGAAAGGGCAUUCCCGCUCAGUUCCGCCCUCAUGUUUGGAUGACCCUUUCCGGCGCUUACAAGAUGAUGAAAGAUCAUCCACAAGUCUAUGAAACCGCUUCGACUUCCCAACCACCAAAGAAGAUUCUUACAACCAUCAUGGCGGACAUUCCCAGAACAUUCCCAGAGAACGCUCACUUUUCUCAAACUCAGGGCAAAGGUGAUCUUCUUCCUGUUCUCCAGCGGAUUCUCAUUGCUUUUGCAGUCACUUUCCCCGAAAUUGGUUACUGUCAGUGCUGGGCCAUGCAACCUGUGCACACUUGA